Messenger RNA from Nothobranchius furzeri (turquoise killifish), 3392 nucleotides. RefSeq names its product zinc finger protein 37 homolog. Gene Ontology annotation, molecular function: DNA-binding transcription factor activity, RNA polymerase II-specific; RNA polymerase II cis-regulatory region sequence-specific DNA binding. The record is from RefSeq and is a predicted model, not a curated record. Gene Ontology annotation, biological process: regulation of transcription by RNA polymerase II. NCBI's taxonomy places the organism in Eukaryota, Metazoa, Chordata, Actinopteri, Cyprinodontiformes, Nothobranchiidae.
ACUUUAAUAUCCGGAAGUGUUUACGGAACAACAAUUGAUGCAAAAGCAUCUUUUAGCGCUAGCUAGACGAGCUGGAGAGCUACCCGUGCUGAAAAGGCAGAAUGUAAGCAAUGAUGGAGCGUGUGACGGGAGAGUUACGAUUACGGUAACGCGCUAAAAGCUGCUAGAGUUCGUUUAACGGUUGGCUCGAUUAAAACUACUACCGCUAAACAAGCAGGACCCAUUCGAUGAUAAAAACUCCUCAAUAAACGACUUACACGAGCAAAAACCUGCCAAACACUGGCAAACCUGCUUCUGUAGGCUUAGCGUGUCGUUUAAAAGAAUAGUUCGUUUCCCAAAAAGGAAUCCAGGAAUUCCUUAUCUCAUUGUUGGGAACAAUGGCCGAGACGUUGCUAACGUUUCAGUCCCAACUUUCUGGAGUGAUGGAAACCGUUUUCAAAGCAGCCUUGUAUGAAAUCACCCGUCUGGUGGAGGACAGCUUUGUGGAGGAGGUGACGCGGUACCGGUCACAGGUUCAGGUCCUAAAGAAGCGACUGAAAAGGCAAGAAGAGCGGAAAGAGAGGUGUGCUGACUGUGGGAGGGUCGGUUUACCCGAUGAAAACAAACCCACCGAGACAGAAAAAGUCCUGAAACAGGAGAGUGUUCUACACGAAGUGGCUCCAGGUUCCCUGAAAACUACGGCAGAAACCAGAAGUGAGGAGAUCGAGGAGGCAAAUCCGGAGGUCCACGGCUCCAUGAAGACAACUCAGACAUCGGGUGUGCAAGUGGAGAAAAGGGAUAAAAUCUUCAAAGAAGAAGCUCUUCAGAACACGCCAGAAGUUAGCGAGUCACGAGAGUGGGGCCUCAGCACAGGUGAUGCAUCCAGUCUGCCAGGACCCAGUAAACCCUUCAGUCUUCAGAGUUCAAAGGGCCAAGUGAACUGGGAGACUGGAUUUGAUCAGAGACCGUCAAGCCAAGGUGGUUCCCCUGAGCCCCUGUUCCAGAACCGGUACGGCAUCAAUGAGUUAGACGACUUUGACAAGACCGGACACAGAGACAACAAUGCCAUAAACAUGGCCGACUUUGGUGGUUUACGAGAUUCUCCAACCCAUCUGGCUGAUGAUCUUAACUACGCGGGCCAUCAUAAUGAAGAUCUGGAGGCACCUAGUGGAUCGGAGCACCAGUGUUUCCCAGCAGGCUCCACACAGAAUAAAAAGAGUGAGAGUUCAGCAGCAGCAGCAUCGCCUUUAAGGACCAACGAGGGACGCGGAGAGUUCAGCUGCUUCCUUAUAGAUGAGGAAGGAUAUCUGCAGGAUCCAAAUGUUCGGUACGCUGAUCAGGUGUCUGGUGAGUCAGGCGGUAGAGUAAACUUUCAUGGUCAGGGUGUUCGAUUCAACCCCUCUCUAGAUGGCACUAAUAUGUAUGAGGCCUCGGAUGCCUUCUCCGGUACCUUAAAUCUGGAACACGGACUGCAUCACCAAACUGUAGGAGGUGGAGGAAGGAGCAGCUCUAAUAACCAAGGCUUUACCUCUUUUCCUGAAUCUGUUUCACUUAAGACCAACAACCAGACCCACAGAGACACCGAACUAGAGCCUCUGUACUCCUGCAACCAACAUACAAGGACCACUGCUCAAGCUUGUCAUCCAAAAGUCCACCAGAGGACUCACACAGGACCGGGGCUCCACCUGUGUAACCACUGUGGAAAAGGGUUCUCUUCCUUUGUGGACCUAAAAACACACAAAUGUUGCCAAACGGUUGACAAACCUUAUUGCUGCGCCGUUUGUGGCAACAAGUUCAGCCGCCUCUGGAAUCUAAAGUUGCACCAAAGAAUUCACACCCAAGAAAAACCUCAUCGGUGCAACAUGUGUGACAAGAGCUUCACGAGGGCGGACAUUCUGAAGGUUCACCAGCGUAUCCACACGGGUGAAAGGCCAUACUGCUGCGCGCUUUGUGGCCAGAGCUUCAAACGUCUGGAUCAUCUGAAAACACAUCGACGCAAACACGUAACGGCCCUGUAAGAUAGAUGAGAGCCAGUUAGGAUUAUUGCAAUGUCAAUAGAGUUAGACGUCUUUUAAACUUCUACUCUUUGUGCUAAAGUCCAGCCAUCUUCUAUACCUACCUGUGAAGGAUCAGGGGAGCUGGUGCUGAUCAGCGGUGAUUGGGCAAGAGGUAGAAGAAAAAAAUCUAUUUUUUAUAUUACGCCUCUCAAGAUAAAAAUCACGUGGCACUUCACAAGGACCUAAAAAGAUUUAAACAAAUAUAAGAAUGAUUUGGAAAAUAUUAGGUGAAAAUUUGAAAAAAUAAAUAUUGACAGAAAAACGAGAAGGGACAAAAAUAAAUAAACAGUAAUAAAGAAUCCUGAGAAAGACAGAAAUUGGUAGAGGUAGCGGCAUGAGAAGAAGGUGGUGAUGAAGGUCACACCAAAAUCAGCCUGAACAGGUGAGUUUCAGCUGCUUUUUAAAGGAGACCACUGAGUCCACUGAUCUCAGGAGGUGCGAGCUCCAGUGUGUGGGGGCCACAGCAGCACAUGAUCUGCCACCUUUACCUCUCCUUUCCACCGGAGCCGUCAGCAGCAGCUUACUGCAGCAGCACGUCUUGCUCACGUAAGCUGCUGCUUGGCCCUUCCCACGAGACGCGAAGCAGCAGGGGAGCAGCUGUCACACGACAUUAGCAAAAUCAUGCGUGACUUCGUCAGUAAACACAACAAGGCCCAUAUAUUUUAGAUAGCCUAACUGACAGAGGUCCAUACGGAAAAGAAAUCACGUUGAUAAUUAGCAUAAACUCACCAUCUUGCCUCAAAACCGCAGAUACGUCACUCCAUGCGUUAUCCUUCUUGACGUUGUCUUUAUAAAAACUGACUGGGAUUAAACAGGAUUGGGUACUUCUCCACUUCAGUAAUCAACCUUUCGUCGUCCAUUACGGAAAAACAAAGGAGACUGCUAGCUAGAUGAUAACUUUUUUUUAAAGCAACCGGAAGGCAGUACGUUUCUUUAUUCUGAAAAUCUCGGGAAGCUUCGCUCCGUUUCCGCAUCCGAUUUCCUGUCUCUCCUUCCCCGUUUCAGAGGUGUAGCGCGUAGAAAAUAGAACCGGCAUGCUGCUGCUGAGACGCGGCCGACUCGCGCCGCUGACGGCUCCGGUGGAAAAGGUUCUGUUGACCACAGCGGUUCCCAUCAGCAGCUAUGACGUGCUGCUACCGGCUCCGUCACGCCUCCGGUGGAAAGGAGGGGUUAGUCUUUAACCUGGUGCUGCACAACCAUUAGGCUGGUUACAUCAUCCACAGGUCCCCAGGUUCACAUUCAUAGAAACAAAGAAAAAGAAGUUCCUAAAUCUUGAUUUAUUGUCUUCUUUGUACCCAAUUACCUCUGUAUUUUUUGCUAUUGAAAUACAACAAAUAAAAAAAGCUGUGCUGUCAA